GAACGCAGUGGAUUGCCCAGCGAUGUAGACGACGAAGAGUCCGCCAUGGAAGAAACAGAUGUGGGGCAAUUGCGCUGGUUUCUGUCGAUUGCGACUCUGAUUGUCGCGCUGAUCGCCGGAGCAACUGCCCUGCACCGGUCCUCGUCGACGCCCAAGGGCCAAGGCAAGAGAAGCAGCCGGUUGCUGAAGGAAGAUUCACUAGAACCCAAGGUCUCAACUCCAGUGGUUGAGCCUGACAUUGCUCAUUCUCAGCACCAAAAGGAAGAGACAACUGAGAGGUCCAGCGAGCCACUCUCGCUUCGCUUCCGCUUCACCCCCAACGAUUUGCUGAACGCCCACCUGAACCGCGACCCCGACUCCGACCCCGACCACUCGCACGGUGCUCGUGUUUGGGCGGUGGAGACGACGGAGGACGCGGCCGCACUGCUGGCCGGCUGCCCCAUGGACACGGUGAUCGCUUGCAGCUUUCAUCGUCAGGGCGCUGAACACGGAAAGGCUCAAGCACAAGCUUUGCGGCAGCUGGCACGGGCAGAGCCAGCAGGGAUGAGCUUUGCAGAGGUGGAUCUCCACGCGGCGCCGGAGGUUGCCGCCUGGGCCAGGGUGGUCGCCCCCGAGGUGCGGCUGCUGCAGCCGGACGGGCAGAUCCUACAGCGGGUGACUCCACGGGAAGUGGCGACCGGUGCCUUGCACCGCUGGGCCUCAGUGAAGGCAGGUGACUUGGCCAAAGAAGCCGAGACCAAGCUGGAUGCCCUGGCACAAAGAUUCCCAGGGGCGCUGUGCGAUGAGAUGAAGAUGUGCACGAGCAAGGAGAACCUGGACAAGAUGCAGGCGGCAGGGCACGAACUGCUUGCUCGGAAGUUCUCCGAUGCAGAGGUGGAGAUCUUCCAACGCCUUUGCGACUCCUACCGCGCCCAUGCGGUGCCCCGUGCACGCCUUGUUAGCGGCCUGGCGAAGCUCCUGCGAAGGCUGACGACGUCCACGACGGCUCCGGCGACACCGCUGCUGGAUCUCAGCCGGCGCCUGGCGGCCUCCAAGCUUCUGGGUGGGUCGGAGCCAGGUGCCUUAGAAGCGCUCGAGCUCCUGCUGAAUGCGAUCCUCAACCACUCAGAGGCGCCAGAAGCGCCCACGGCGGUGAUGUUGGCAGGGCAGUUCUUGGCAAACUGCUUCCAUCAACCUUUGGUGGGGGAGGCCCUGCUGCCUGUGGCCGCUGAGGCUUUGCAACUGCCCACUUGGCGUGCGGUGUGGGAUCCAAGUGGCCAUGCCAAGGCGCGCGAAGCAGUGGCGGUUCUGCUGCUGAAUGCCUCGGUGGCCUUAAGGAAAGCACGGUUUCGGGCAAGUCAUGGGCCGUUGCUGGAGCAGGCCUUGGCUGCCUUGAAAUGCCUCCCCACCGACGAGCGCGUGAACUGGGCCGUGGGGAACUUGUUGGCGAUGGGCGGCGGCCCCGACGAGGCGCGACGUGCACUGGCGAGCCUGGCGCCGUUGCGCGCGUUGGCGGCCGCCGUCGUUGAGGGGCAGCUCGACGGCCCCGAGGGCGUCGCUUUUCCGGCCGCCUGGGGCCCAGAUGGGCGGCGCCAGCACGACCCACAGCGGCCGCAGCGGCCGGCUGGGAGGCCCCGUGCGCCGGUGCCAGCGAGGUAUCGGCGAGGGGGCGGCUGAGGAUAGAGUGCUGAAUCUGAGCAAAUGGUAAGAUAUGG
This is a messenger RNA of Durusdinium trenchii, 1694 nucleotides long. The record is from the annotation of a GenBank genome assembly. NCBI's taxonomy places the organism in Eukaryota, Dinophyceae, Suessiales, Symbiodiniaceae.